Melopsittacus undulatus (budgerigar) is the source of this 2845-nucleotide messenger RNA. RefSeq names its product ectonucleoside triphosphate diphosphohydrolase 4 (gene ENTPD4). The transcript is spliced from 13 exons. The coding region runs from base 110 to 2005 and encodes 631 amino acids. Gene Ontology annotation, biological process: UDP catabolic process. Gene Ontology annotation, molecular function: GDP phosphatase activity; UDP phosphatase activity. Lineage: Eukaryota; Metazoa; Chordata; Aves; Psittaciformes; Psittaculidae. The record is from RefSeq and is a predicted model, not a curated record. Gene Ontology annotation, cellular component: Golgi apparatus.
GGCCGGAAGCGGCGCCGUGGCCGGUUGCUAUGGGGCGGGCGGUGCGGAGCAGAAGAGCAAUGGCUUUGAGAAUGGUCCGUGUGCCUUGUCAGUGCGAGGGGACCGGCUGAUGCUCCAACACCAGCGUCUGACUGUCUGCUGCUCACAUCCCAGAAUGGGGAGGAUCAGCAUCUCGUGUUUGCUUCCUGCUUCUUGGCACUUCAGCAUCUCUCCCGUGGGAUGCCCGCGGCUUCUCAACACCACCUUGCGACAGAUCCUGGUGAUAGGAAUUCUUGCUGCUGCUGUCUCUGUGCUUUACUACUCCCUGGUGGUCAUCCGCAAUAAGUAUGGGCGUGCACACAGGGACAAAAGAUUCCACAGGUAUCUUGCCCGAGUGACUGACACUGAAGCUACAGAUACCAACAACCCCAACCUGAACUAUGGCAUCGUUGUGGACUGUGGCAGCAGUGGCUCCAGGAUUUUUGUGUAUUGUUGGCCAAGGCACAAUGGGAAUCCACACGAUCUGUUGGACAUCAAACAGAUGAGGGACAAAACCAGGAAACCAGUGGUUAUGAAAAUUAAACCAGGCAUCUCGGAGUUUGCCAGCUCUCCCGAAAAGGUCAGUGAUUACAUUUCUCCACUCCUGAGCUUUGCUGCCCAACACGUGCCACGUGCAAAGCACAAAGAGACUCCUCUUUAUAUUCUGUGUACUGCAGGAAUGAGGAUUCUGCCAGAAAGCCAGCAGAAGGCAAUACUCGAAGAUCUGCUCACUGAUAUCCCCGUGCACUUUGAUUUCCUGUUCUCAGACUCACAUGCAGAGGUUAUUUCAGGGAAGCAGGAAGGAGUAUAUGCAUGGAUUGGCAUCAACUUUGUUCUUGGAAGAUUUGAACAUACAGAUGAUGAGGAUGAGGCCGUUGUGGAGGUGCAUGUCCCAGGCAGUGAGAACCAAGAGGCCAUCUUCCGCAAGAGGACAGUGGGUGUCCUUGACAUGGGCGGAGUGUCGACCCAGAUAGCGUACGAAGUCCCUAAAACUGUAAGCUUUGCCUCUUCACAGCAGGAGGAGGUAGCCAAAAACCUACUUGCAGAAUUCAACUUGGGCUGUGAUGCUCACCAAACUGAGCACGUAUAUAGAGUCUACGUCGCGACGUUCCUUGGCUUUGGGGGAAAUGCAGCACGCCAGAGAUACGAAGACAAUCUAUUUACCAGUACAGUGCUUAAAAACAGACUGCUGGGCAAACAGACUGGCAUGACUUCUGACUCACCCUACCUAGAUCCUUGCCUGCCCCUGGAUGCUCAGGAUGAGAUCCAGCAGAACGGACAGACCAUGUAUUUGCGGGGAACAGGAGACUUUAACCUGUGUCGGGAGAUGAUCCAGCCCUUCAUGAAUAAGACUAAUGAAACACAGACAUCUCUCAAUGGUGUCUAUCAGCCUGCUGUGCACUUUCAGAACAGUGAGUUCUAUGGCUUCUCAGAGUUCUAUUACUGCACCGAGGACGUGUUACGCAUGGGAGGAGAUUACAAUGCUGCUAAAUUCACUAAAGCUGCAAAGGAUUAUUGUGCCACUAAGUGGUCUGUCCUCCGGGAGCGCUUUGACCGUGGUCUUUAUGCAUCACAUGCUGAUCUCCACAGAUUGAAGUACCAGUGUUUCAAGUCUGCCUGGAUGUAUGAAGUAUUUCACAGUGGCUUCUCUUUUCCUGUGAGUUACAGCAAUUUGAAAACAGCUCUGCAGGUUUAUGAUAAAGAAGUGCAAUGGACCUUGGGAGCCAUCCUUUACCGAACACGGUUUUUACCUUUAAGAGACAUCCAGCAGGAAAACUUCCGUGGGAAUCACUCCCACUGGAGGAGCUUCUCCUUUGUUCACAAUCACUAUCUGUUCUUCGUGUGUUUUCUGAUCGUGCUGCUCUCCAUCCUGCUCUACCUGCUGAGGCUCAGGCGCAUCCACCGGCGGAUGCUGCGCAACGCUUCCUCCCCUUCCCUAUGGAUUGAGGAAGGCCUCCCACCACAGAAGAUUGCAGGAGCUUUAUGAGUUGCACUGAUGGAGGGAGCUUUUCUUGGACUUGCUACACAAAAAGCCAUUUUCGCCUCAGGGUUCCUCCUUUUUGUCCCUUUAAACCAUUGAAGAAGCAGGAUGUCCUACAGAAAUAUGGGGUCAACUUGGCUUAGUCUCAUUAGACAAUAUUUGCCAAAAAUUACCUUUUUCUUUGAAAUAUUGCACUUUUGUGUGUAAUGGGAUGAGCAAAAGCCUCGUCCUCAGUAAAUGAGUAGCAGCAGUUUAAGCUCUGUAUGGUAAGAGGAUGAGUGUGAGUCCUCAUCCUAGGGGUGAGGCUGUGAGGUACCAUUAAGGUCAGAUGAAUGAGGACUGUGUUCAGUUUCUUUUCCAGCUUCCAGGAUUGAUAUCACUUCUCAACUCUGAGCCUCCUCCAUCAGAGAAAAGGAAGCGCAGGGUUUUCCAAAGCAGUAAGAAAACACCUUUUAGGACAGAUCUGAUCUGACUUUUAUAUUGUGGAAUGAGUUCUGUGAUGGAGAAGAAGAACCUUGCACCCAGUGAUGUGCUUCCACAAAACUGCUUAAAUCAGUUCUGUUUCUUUGGGACAGUUUCCCUUUUGUCUUGGAAGCUCCAUCCUCGUAGUGGCAAAAGUCACCACUUUUUAAUCCUUGAUUUCUCUUUCAUAAUCACUCGGAGACCUCCUGACACUCCAGUAGGCAAAGAGAACUGGAACAUGCCUGAGCUUUUGUUUCUGCUAGAGUAGACAAUGCACAGUGUCUUCUUUGGAGUAUGAUGAUUUGUUAAUUUAUAUUUUAUUUAAAACUCUUGAUUUUACUUGAAAGUAAAUUUGUCCAUGAUUAAAAGUGGGAUUUAUAUGAA